UUCUGGUGCCCCGCCCCCCUAACGCGGAAGUAGUGGCGGUUUGGGCUCUGCUCCCGCGGCGAGCCCGGUGGAGCUCGGGAGCUUGUUUCCUGCCCGGCUGGGCCAGGUACCGACCCCGCCCCGCGCGCGCCCUCGCUCACAGCCCGGGGGGGGGAGGGGGCGGCUCCGCGGGGCUGGAACGCGCGCCCCUGGUUCUUGGGGGGCGGGGCCCGGCUCGACCCUGGCCAGCCUCAGCUCGCUCCUGCUGGCAGCGCCCCUCGCCGUGGCCCCGGGGCGGCGCUGGCUCGGAUUGGCGGCCCGCGGGUAGCCGGGGAGGAAAGGCCGAGGCCAGCCUCGCAUUCGGCGGCGGCGGCGGCCUGGGCAGAGGGUCGGUCCGGUUCCGGCCUCUGGAGUUGCCCUGUGACUGGCACAAAGACACGCCCCGAUGCCAUCGCAGCAGACUCGUAGGGAACAAGUGGCCACGGCCCUGCUGAGGCGGGAUGUGCUGAUCGGCACGGCGGUCGCCCUCAGACUCGCUCUGGUCUUUUACGGAGUCUAUCAAGACAGGACCAUGCUGGUGAAAUAUACGGACAUCGACUACCACGUGUUCACAGAUGCCGCCAGAUUCGUAACAGAGGGGAGCUCCCCAUACCAAAGAGCGACCUACCGCUACACCCCUCUGCUGGGCUGGAUCUUAACUCCAAACAUCUACCUUACUCCUCUUUAUGGAAAGCUGCUUUUCAUUACUGGUGAUAUAACGGCUGCAUACCUCAUAUACCAGAUCCUGCUGCUCAGAGGAGUGGACUCCAGCAAAGCCUUCGGGUACUGUGCUUUCUGGCUUCUCAAUCCUCUACCAAUGGCUGUGUCCAGCAGAGGAAAUGCAGAGUCUCUUGUAGCAGUACUUGUGCUUGCCACCAUGUAUUACAUAGAAAAAGGAAACCUAGCGAAAUCUGCUAUACUCUAUGGCUUUUCAGUGCAUAUGAAAAUUUACCCAGUGACUUAUGCCCUGCCAGUAGUCCUUCAUCUGCAGAAUGAUGGAUACUGUGGGAAAGGGACAACAGAUACUAUCCAUUUAAAAAAAUCAAAGUUUUCUUUUGUGGGCCAAUUCUGGCAGCUUUUUUUAAGGCUGCUGAACCGUGAUGUAUUGCUUUUUGUGGCAGUUAGUGGAUUUACAUUUGCAGCCUUGAGCCUUUCAUUUUAUUACCUCUAUGGUUGGGAGUUUUUGGAACAUACCUACCUCUACCAUUUGACCAGGAGGGAUAUCCGUCAUAACUUCUCCCCCUAUUUCUACAUGCUGUAUUUGACUGCCGAGAGUGAAUGGAGUUUUGCCCUUGGGCUUGCAGCUUUCCUGCCACAGCUGCUCCUUCUUCUAGUUGUGUCCUUAGCCUAUUACAAAGACCUUGUCUUUUGUUGUUUCUUACAUACUGCUAUUUUUGUAAGUUUUAACAAAGUGUGUACAUCCCAAUAUUUUCUUUGGUACCUCUGCCUCUUGCCCCUUGUAAUGCCUGUUGUGAGACUGUCCUGGCAGCGGGGUGUUCUGCUUCUCCUUCUGUGGUUUCUUGGACAGGCACUGUGGUUGGCACCUGCAUAUUUUCUGGAGUUUAAAGGAAAGAAUACCUUUUUACUUAUAUGGCUGGCAGGUUUGCUUUUCCUUUUUAUUAAUUGCUUCAUCCUUGUUCAGAUUAUUUCUCAUUAUCAAAAAGGAGCACAAGUAGCCAAGAAACUCAAAUGUCAGUAAUAUGCACGUCGGUAUGUGUGCCAAAUCCUACAAGUAAUCCCAUUGACUUUAAUGAGAUUGCUCAAAUGAGCAGGACUUGGCCUAAUAUCAGUAAUGCAAUUGUAUGUACACAGUACUAAAACACCUUCUCUAUAAAAGCCUUUUCCAAUGUCAUGUGACUUUUUUGUUUUUGGGUGGGAGAGUGGGAUUAAGUGUUUGGGGACUUCACCACCACCACCACAGCUGGGAGAUGGCCUCCCAGCCCUGGUAGACAGAUGUGUACAUGCUAAAGUAACAGUGUAAACAUGGCAGCACAGGCAGCAGCCUAAACUAGCUGCCAGAAUAUGAGUCUGCCUGAUCUCCCUGGGUGAGAGCUCAGGUGGCUUACCCAGUACUGCAACCUCCAUGCUAUUUUUAGCAUGCUGGGUUGAGUCUGGCUCCCUGGGCUGGAAGCAUGUGUCCAGCUGCAGCAUAGGCAAACCCAGUUUGGUCUCAGUUUUGAGUAAACUCAGUAUUGGGUAGACCUCAUAAGGUUGCGGAGAAGGGCUAUUAUAGUUCUGAUGAUAUCUUGUCAUACUCUGUUUUUUGUUAGGUUCAUGGAGAACAAAUAUAACUUAGUGAUCAGUUA
Messenger RNA from Dermochelys coriacea (leatherback sea turtle), 2324 nucleotides. RefSeq names its product phosphatidylinositol glycan anchor biosynthesis class M (gene PIGM). The coding region runs from base 425 to 1717 and encodes 430 amino acids. Gene Ontology annotation, molecular function: alpha-1,4-mannosyltransferase activity; GPI mannosyltransferase activity. The record is from RefSeq and is a predicted model, not a curated record. Gene Ontology annotation, biological process: GPI anchor biosynthetic process. The transcript has a single exon. Lineage: Eukaryota; Metazoa; Chordata; Testudines; Dermochelyidae. Gene Ontology annotation, cellular component: membrane; glycosylphosphatidylinositol-mannosyltransferase I complex.